AUGCGCAAAGUCUGGACGAACAAUGGAGACGAGAACCACGAGCCGAGAGAAGGAAGGUCGCGUUCUCAGAAGCUUCGAUUUCCGGUAGGUCACUGCCAGCCCGGAGGAAAGAAAAUCCAGCCCGAGGCCCUUCAGAACAGCAGCGAUGCAGCCGCUUCUUUGACCGCCUAUGGGUCUAAUAAGACCAAGAGCCCUAGGAAGUCUACACAUGCGUACUUCCUUGUUUGGAAAUGA
Molecule: messenger RNA, 234 nt
Organism: Penicillium chermesinum
Lineage: Eukaryota; Fungi; Ascomycota; Eurotiomycetes; Eurotiales; Aspergillaceae
Exons: 1
Coding region: 1-234 (77 amino acids)
Source: RefSeq, a predicted model, not a curated record